AUGGCUGGCCGGAAACUGCAGGGAUCCAGUCUGUGGAUAUACUAUCUGCUUAGUAUCUGGGUAAUCGGCAUAGAAGCUGGCUUGGUCGAUGUUGCCAGCUGCUCAGAUUUCAAACAACACAGCUAUACAGAUGACAGCGUGACAAGCUAUGGCAACGCAUUAAGAGAUAUCGAAACGGCUCUCAGCGAGACGGCCGAAAUGGUGGUCGAGGCUAACAAUGCGAUCCUAGCUGUCAAAGAAAAAAAGGCUACAUGGUUUGAGAGGACACGAACUGUGCUACCUUUUCUGACUCUCCAGGUCGAUGAUCCUGCUAACCAGCAGGCACGCUGGGAUGCUGUUUUUAAAAGAACUCGGAUACUUAGGGGCUUACUAGAGGCUCGUGAUAGUCAACGGACGAAAAUCUAUUGCGGAGACGCUCACCUAGUGAAAUAUCUGAUUCUUAGCGAUGGAUCAACCGUCAAAAGCCUACCUGAGGAUGAUGACAGCGAAGAGACGGUAGUUGGGUUCAAGUAUUAUGACCCAAUCAUAGCGCAAGACCCUGAAGCCGACGUGUGGUGGCCAGAAAACGUUCGAGCUUGUGAUCCUGCCAAUCGCGAGAUGGCAGCGACAGUUAAUUUCCACUAUAUACUUGUGUGUCAUUCAGCAUUGGAGCAGAGCGGUUUGACUAUUGGCGACAAUCACUUGAUUGACUGGGGCGAUUCUCAAUAUGGUAAGCCGAGUAGUAUGUGGAGGAAGCAAUACUUAAGCUACUGGGCUGGCCACACAAGUUUUACGCUUCUCCACGAGCUUAUCCAUCUGUUCUUUCUCUGCCGUGAUCACCCUCUUGACCCGCCCGUCAAGAACGAGUACAAUAACAAGAUGCUACAUGAGGCUUAUGGCUAUUAUGGUGCAGCUGGACUAUUAUCUCAAAAACCUUCUAUGGUUGAGACUAAUGUUGAUAGCACUGGAAUUUUAUUCUUGGCAUGGUUCAUGAAGCUCUGUAAUUGGAGCGAGGGGACGGCUGAAAAUGAGAAAUACAUGAGCGACGAAUGCAAUUAG
This is a messenger RNA of Penicillium lagena, 1038 nucleotides long. RefSeq lists its product as uncharacterized. The transcript is spliced from 5 exons. The record is from RefSeq and is a predicted model, not a curated record. Bases 1 to 1038 code for a protein of 345 amino acids. Lineage: Eukaryota; Fungi; Ascomycota; Eurotiomycetes; Eurotiales; Aspergillaceae.